Condylostylus longicornis is the source of this 3789-nucleotide messenger RNA. It is a transcript of the gene Pdk1, whose product is annotated as 3-phosphoinositide-dependent protein kinase 1. NCBI's taxonomy places the organism in Eukaryota, Metazoa, Arthropoda, Insecta, Diptera, Dolichopodidae. Gene Ontology annotation, biological process: peptidyl-serine phosphorylation; intracellular signal transduction. Bases 359 to 3277 code for a protein of 972 amino acids. The transcript is spliced from 6 exons. Gene Ontology annotation, molecular function: protein serine/threonine kinase activity; ATP binding. The record is from RefSeq and is a predicted model, not a curated record.
AAAAACAUCAUUAUUAAAAAUCGAAAAUAAUUUUAAUUUUUGGGAUUAUUCGAAAUUAAAUUUUUAUCUUUACAAAAAAAAAAAAAAUAAAUUAAAACGGGAAAAAGAAAAAAUUUAAUUCAAAAUUGUGGAUAAUUUAAAAGAAAAGGCCUCCUAAUGAAAUGUAAAAAUUGGUCUAAUAAACUCAACAACUUUGUUGUCCGGAAAUUGAAAUCAUUUAAGCACAUUCAAUUAUAAAAUCUGUAAAAAACUUUCAAGUAUCUGCUUCCAAUACAAGUUUAAAAUUUUAAGUAAAUUAAGUAAAAAAAAAAUUAAAUUUUCUUAAAAUUUAAUGUGAAAUUCGAUUGAAUGUUUUAUUAUGGCUCUACUUAGUAUAUUUUCAAAGAUUAACGGUCAACAACAGGUGCUAUCUAGUACAAUGCCAGCUAUGCCAAAAGAGAAGCAAACUACCCCAAUAUCAUUAGAUGAAAAUAAUUUUGAUGAAAUUAAAAUGAAAGAACAAUUAAAUAUAUCAAAUACAUCAAAUACAUCAGCUGUAUCAUCAGCAUCAUCAGUAUCACGUUUAUUAAGACGUUGUAAUAGUAAUAAUUUACAACAAUCACAACAACAACAAUGCUGUUGUCAAUUAGAUGAUUGUUGUCCAAUAUUAGCAACAUCAACAGCAACUGGAUCAAUACAAGAUCAUCAUAAUCAUUAUUAUAAUUCAACAAAUAAUAGCAAUAAUAUACAAAAUAAUUCUUCUACAAUUAAUAAAAUGAAUAAACAACCACAACAGCAACAACAACAAAAUAUACAAUCAUCAGAACAUUGUUGUAUAAUUGGUUAUAAAAGUUCAAUUGUUUGUCGUGGUUAUAAUAUGAAUUUAUCAAAUAAUUGUAAUAAUUCAUCAUCAACAAUAACAACAUCACAAAUACCAACAACAUCAACAACAGUUAUGUCAUCAACAUCAUCAUCAUCAUCAGCAUCAUCAGCUACACCAACAGGAUUUUCAUUAUGUACACCACAAUUAUUACCAACAACAUCAUCAUCAUCAUUAUCAACAACAAUAUCAUCGUCAACAAUAACAAAUAUUAAAAAUAUUAGUAAUAAUAGUAAUAAUAGUAGCAGCAAUUGUAAAUGUAGUAAAAUUAAUAAUUUAAAUGAAAAUAAAAUGCAAUAUCAAUAUUAUAAUGGUGAUUCACAAACAACAACAACAACAGCAACAACAAAUAAUAAAAAUCAAUUUGAUAAAAUAACAUCAAUAAAUAAUAGUGGUAAUAAUAGUGGUAAUAUUAGUAGUAGUUGUAGUUCAAAUACAACAGCACAAUCAUCAAUUGUUGCAACGGCGUCGGCUACAGCAACAUCAUCAUCAUCCUCGGCACCUAUAACUUCAAAUAUAAUUGCAUUAUCAGUAGCAGCAGCAACAUCAUCAUCAUCAUCAUCAUCAAAUGAUGGUUUAAGACAAAUGAAUGGUCUUAGUCAACAACAAGAAAUGCAGCAGCAACAACAACAAAAACCCCAACAGCAACAACAACAAUUACCUAAGAAAACACCAAAUGAUUUUAUUUUUGAACAAUAUCUUGGAGAAGGUAGCUUUAGUACGGUAUAUCAUGCCAAAGAAGUUCGAACGAAAAAAGAAGUUGCAAUUAAAGUUUGUGAAAAAGCUCAUAUCAUACGUGAAAAGAAACAAGAAUAUGUUAAAAGAGAACGUGAAGUUAUGCAUCGAAUGAGUAAUUGCCCUGGUUUUGUUAAUUUAUAUUGUACAUUCCAGGAUGAAUCUCGUUUAUAUUUUGUAAUGACAUAUGCCAAAAAUGGUGAUUUAUUACCACAUAUAAAUAAAGUUGGCUCAUUUGAUUUAGAAGUAACACAACAUUAUGCUGCUGAAUUAGUAUUAGCAUGCGAAAAUAUGCAUAAACGUGGUAUUGUACAUCGUGAUUUAAAACCGGAGAAUAUAUUAUUAGAUGAAAAUAUGCAUACAUUAAUUGCUGAUUUUGGUUCAGCAAAAAUAAUUGAUAAUAAUCGUGAUAUGUAUGUAACAUCAUCAUCAUUAGGAACAACAACAGCAACAACAACAACAACAUCAUCAUCAUCAUCCCCGUCUUCACCUUCUUCAUCAUCUUUAUUAUCAUCGACAAUACAAACACCAUCAUCAAUAUCAUCAUCAUCAUCAGCGAUGUUAAAUUCAACAACAACAUCAAUAGCAAAAGGAACAACAAAAAUAUCAUCAACUUCAUCACCAAUUAAUAAUCAUAAUAUUAAUAAUAGCAGUAGUAGCACUAGUAAUUAUAUUCAAUCAUCAAAUAAAUAUCGUAGUAAUAAUUAUCGUUUAUAUAAUGAUAAUGAAAAUGAAGAAGCUCAAACAAGAACAAGACGUCGUAAAUGUAGUUUUGUUGGUACAGCACAAUAUGUAUCACCAGAAUUAUUACAAGAUGGUACAAUAUCACCAGCUUGUGAUUUAUGGGCAUUAGGUUGUAUUAUAUAUCAGAUGAUAUCAGGUCUUCCACCAUUUCGUGGCAAUACAGAAUUUUUAAUAUUUAAACAAAUUUUAAAUUUAAAUUUAGAAUUCCCAGAAGGUUUUGAUAAAAAUGCUGAAGAUCUAGUCAGAAAUUUAUUAAAAUUAAAACCAGAAGAACGUUUAGGUGCCCAAGAUAAAAUUGGUUGUUAUGAAAGUAUACGAACACAUCCAUUUUUUGAUGGUAUUAAUUGGGAUACAAUUCGAAUACAAACACCACCAACAAUAUAUCCAUAUUUACCUGGUGCUAAUAAAGAAGAUGAUUUACAUAGCCAUUAUAGAGUACCAGAAAAUUUAGAACCAGGUUUAAAUGAUAAACAAUUAACAAGACUAUUAGGUUUGGGUUUAAUGGGAUUUGAAAUGGGAGAUAAGACUGAACCAAAAAAUAAUUUUAAUUUAACUGAAACUGAAAUGAAAAAUCGCCUUGAGGCACAAAAAGCAGAUAAAUGGAAUGCAUUCGCUGAUGGUGAAUUAAUAUUAAAAAAAGGUUUCGUUAAUAAACGUAAAGGAUUAUUUGCUAGAAAACGUAUGUUAUUAUUAUUAACUGGUCCAAAAUUAGUGUAUGUUGAUCCAGUUGCAAUGAUUAAAAAAGGUGAAAUACCAUGGAGUCCAGAAUUAAGAGUUGAACCAAAAAAUUUCAAAAUAUUCUUUGUACAUACGCCAAAUCGUACAUACUAUCUUGAAGAUCCUGAUGGUUACGCAUUAAAAUGGGUGAAUGCAAUUGAAAAUGUUCGACAACAAACAUAUUCUAAUGUACCUAGUAAUAUUAAAAUUGGACAUCAUUAAAGAAAAUAAAAUAACAAUACUUACAUAUUAUUAUAUGUAUAUAUAUAUAUACGUUAAUAAUAUUCUAUGUAAAUUUUGUUUUUCUACACCAAAUACCAAUAAUUAAGAAAAAAAAAAAAAGUUCCACUCUCCAAAAUUAUCAAUAAAACAAGAAAAUUUAUAUGAAUAUGCAACAAGAAUGAAGCUCUACAUUGUACCAGCGCUACUAGCAAAAAAAAAAAAUAUAAAAUAAAAAAUAUGCAGUUUUCAAUUAAACAAAUAAUUUUUUUUUUUGUAUAUAUAUUUUUAAUUAAAGGAUGAUUUCAAUUAGUUUUCAAAUAUACCAUAAUAAAUGUACAUAUUUAAUAAAAAUUAAUAUCAUCCUUUAUAUAUGUAUAUGCAGAUUUAAAAAUUCACAAUCAAGAACCAAAAAGGCAAUAACCAAAAAAAAAAAAAUGAUUAAAUAAUUUUUUCUUUUUCAAUUUUUUUCAUUUUUUUAAUAUUAUUAAAUAUAUAUACAUAUUUAUAUAUAU